AAAAACUUGAGGAAACCGGAAUCAACGUAUACCUCUCGUCAGCCACUGUUCAUCGUUCACACAGACCGACAGACACAAGCCCAGGAGAACAUUGAAAUAAGUAUUAAAUAUUUAAAAAAAAUAUAUUGAGAAGAACAAAGACAAUGAGCCGGCCCAGUUUCGAGUUGAACCGCGGUGAAAAGGUUUUGGUCGUCGUGAGCCCCGAGGCGGAGCCGGCACUCGUCCAGGAGUACGUCGAGGCGAUCGGCAAGCAGGUAGAUGGAGACGGUGGCCUCGUCAAAGUCGAAAACUCCCUCAGGCUUAAAACCGGUGACCACCCAGAUUCAUAUUUUGACAUGAUUGUAUCUGGAUUUGUCCCACUCCAGACAGUCGACCAUACAUUUGAGUUCCUCGACAUCCUGCUCAACAUAGCAAAGCCCAAUGGACGGGUCGUCCUGUACGAGACAGUCUCCGACGGCCAUGAGUCGCUCAAAUCAGAGAAAGCUCUCUUGUCAAACCUGACCAUGUCUGGGCUUGUCAAUGUCUGCUGUGAAGAGGUGCAGAUGGAAGAGGAAAAUACGCAGAAACUCAGGGGCCACUUUAAAACGGAAAAUUUUAAAUUGUUCAGCUACAAAGGAAGCAAGCCAAAUUUCGAAAUCGGCUCAUCGGCAAAGAUCAACCUCAAUGUACCUGAGGAUGUGGCGAAUGUAUGGAAAGUUGAUGCGGAUGACGAUGACAUUAUAGACAGCAAUGAACUCUUGGACGAGGCCGAUUUGCAAAAACCUGACCCAUCUUCGUUAAAAGUGUGCGGUACGACGGGGAAGAAGAAAGCGUGCAAGAACUGUUCCUGCGGCCUCGCCGAAGAGCUGGCCCAAGAGGUCAAUGGCAAAGGCGAACCAGCACCGGCGCAGAAGUCCUCCUGCGGAAACUGCUACUUGGGCGACGCGUUCAGAUGCGCGAGCUGCCCGUAUCUCGGCAUGCCUGCGUUCAAGCCAGGCGAGAUCGUCCAACUCGACCCCUCAACUCUAGCAGAUGUCUAGUUUUUCUUUCUUUACCCCCUCUUAUUUUCUCCCCUCCCUUCCCUCAAAAAAACAAAAAUACAACAUGUAGAGUUCUGGGCCUUUAAUGUAAAUAAAAAUCCAAUUUAUCAAUUACAGCAUUUAAACGUU
Molecule: messenger RNA, 1148 nt
Organism: Cimex lectularius (bed bug)
Lineage: Eukaryota; Metazoa; Arthropoda; Insecta; Hemiptera; Cimicidae
Gene: CIAPIN1
Product: anamorsin homolog
Exons: 6
Coding region: 144-1019 (291 amino acids)
Biological process (GO): iron-sulfur cluster assembly
Cellular component (GO): cytoplasm
Molecular function (GO): iron-sulfur cluster binding
Source: RefSeq, a predicted model, not a curated record